Molecule: messenger RNA, 1860 nt
Organism: Osmerus eperlanus (European smelt)
Lineage: Eukaryota; Metazoa; Chordata; Actinopteri; Osmeriformes; Osmeridae
Gene: tspan33b
Product: tetraspanin 33b
Exons: 9
Coding region: 161-994 (277 amino acids)
Cellular component (GO): plasma membrane
Source: RefSeq, a predicted model, not a curated record
AGCAGCUGAUUCUGCCAGUGGUCAGAUAUCCCUGGGGUGUGUCUCGAUCUCUGGGUUGUUUUGACCCUGUGUUCAGGAGCUGACAGGGAAACUGCUCCAGGGUAACCAUGGACAGGAAGCUGACCUUGAACCGAGCGGAGACGUUCUCCUUUAUCAACCCAUGGAUAAGAUACUUCCUGUUCUUCUUCAGCUUCCUCUUCUGGCAGAACAAACCUUGUGCAGCCAUCAUGAUCAGGAGUGGAAGACAAAAGACAAUCCAUGCAGAAGAACAUCCAAGGUCUUUUCCUUGCUGAUAGUUGCCAUUGGGGUUUAUGCCAAAGUUCAGAAAGCAACAGACACAGUCCGGGACACGUUCCUGAUCGACCCGGCGGUCAUCCUAAUUGUGGUGGGGGUGGUCAUGUUCUUCAUCACCUUCUGUGGCUGCAUAGGGGCCCUGAGAGAAAACAUUCGCCUCCUCAAGACCUUCUCCUUCAGCUUGACCCUAGUCUUCCUUACGCAGCUGGCCAUUGCAGUGCUUGGCUUCUUCUAUUCUGACCAGACACGCGACGCUCUGGGGAAGUUUGUGAAGAAAGCUAUAGUUCACUAUAGGGACGACCUGGAUUUACAGAACCUCAUGGACUACAUACAGAAGGAGUUUAAGUGCUGUGGAUGGAACAAUUAUACGGACUGGUCGUGGAACCUGUACUUUAACUGCACGUUGGGAAACCCCAGCUCUGAACGCUGUGGAGUCCCUUAUUCCUGCUGUGCUCCGAUUCCAGGCGAGGUCGUAGUCAACACGAUGUGUGGUUUUGGAGUCCAGACCCAGAGCUAUCUAGAGGCCACUAAGUCCAUCUACCCAGUGGGGUGUGCCGACCGGGCCGUCAUGUGGAUCGAAUCCCAUCUGCUCCUGGUCGGGGCCCUAGCCCUAGGUCUGGCCUUGCCCCAGAUUGCCGGCAUCGUUCUGUCCCAGAUCCUCAUCUCUCAGAUCCAGGAUGAAAUCAGCUCUGUGCUGUAAAGGGAUCGAGGCAUCGAGGAACAGCAGGACAAGGACACUAGAAUUGGCUUAAAGGGGAAAGAGAACUACAGCACUUACUGUACAUGUACGUCUUACCAGAGAAAGGAAAACGAACAUUUCCUCCACGCACUGACGACAACAUCCUCAGCACAGAACAUUUUAUUCACUCACUGAUGUGGUCCUUGGCGAGGCUACCGCAUGGAUGAGUGCAACUGUCUUACUGUCCUAUUGCAAUACCUUAAAAAUAUAGGGCAUACAUUUGGGAUCGAUAAUUUUUUACAAUCUAUAUAUUGUUAUUUAAGAUUAUUUUGUAUUUAUAUUAUCAUGGAGAUUAUUUAUUCAUCAGUGUGUUUAUUUAUAUUUCAAUUUAUCAUAUUUGAUAUUACAGGGUUCCUGCAGGUUUCAGUAAGUCAAAUUUAAGACAUUUUAAGACCAUAAAGAUUGAAAUUUAAGACGUACACAACGCAUUAACAAAACAAUAUUCAAAUCAAAGAAUUCCUGAAAAAAUCUUUUUAGUUCAAUGAAUUCAGUCAUUGAAAAAGCAUUAAUUUAAUUUACAGAUAAAGCAAUCACAUUAGUAACCUCAUUUCAUUUCAUUCAGCACUAAGUACUAGAGAUGGAGGAAAAAUCUAUUCACAUAUGAAUCGUGAUUCAGUCUUCUAGCGAUUGUAUUUUUAUGUAAGCAUAUAUUGAAUCGUAAUUUGAUUAAAAAUAAUGAAUCGAUUUUUUAUUGAAUCGUGACCCCAAUAAUCUAAUCAAAUUGUGAGGUUCCAUAAGAUUCCCACCCCUAAUAGACGGUAAGCUGUACAUUUAUGUUUAAUAUUUAACAGUGUUGCAGAAAUAAAUAAGUCUAUUCAAGAAUAGUA